This is a messenger RNA of Aspergillus wentii DTO 134E9, 405 nucleotides long. RefSeq names its product GFA family protein. Lineage: Eukaryota; Fungi; Ascomycota; Eurotiomycetes; Eurotiales; Aspergillaceae. Bases 1 to 405 code for a protein of 134 amino acids. The record is from RefSeq and is a predicted model, not a curated record. The transcript is spliced from 4 exons. Gene Ontology annotation, molecular function: carbon-sulfur lyase activity.
AUGGAACAUUUUACAGAAGUUCCCUAUGAGGGAAGUUGCCAUUGCAAGGCUGUGCGUUUCUCUGCAAAACUACCGUCUCCGCUGUCGCAAUUGACGGUAGUCUCGUGCAACUGUAGCUAUUGUCACAUUGCGGGCAGUCUACUUGCGUUUGUGGAUGACAUAGAGAUUCACCAAGGGAUAAACUCGCUUAAGGAAUAUCGGUUCGGCUCGCAUACUAUACGGAUAUUUUUUUGUGGAACUUGUGGUGCCAAUGUUUACAACAAGUCCGUGAAUCCAAAAUUCAGAGAUGGUCAAUGUGCUAUCAACAUGCGCCUAGUACACGAUAUCGAUUUAGGGGCCGUAGAAAUCAGCAAGGGCGAUGGUAAGAAUCUUGAUCUACCACCUUUAGAAGGGAGCCCACUUUAG